Molecule: messenger RNA, 3900 nt
Organism: Monopterus albus (swamp eel)
Lineage: Eukaryota; Metazoa; Chordata; Actinopteri; Synbranchiformes; Synbranchidae
Gene: cyldl
Product: cylindromatosis (turban tumor syndrome), like
Exons: 15
Coding region: 351-2660 (769 amino acids)
Biological process (GO): protein deubiquitination
Molecular function (GO): cysteine-type deubiquitinase activity
Source: RefSeq, a predicted model, not a curated record
UAAGGCCACUCUGAGGGCGUAAAUUACCAACAGGAUUGCAGGACCUGCUGUAGGUUGUCAACUGGCUUAAAAAGAGCAACGUCACAUGGAAAAUAGUUCUUCAAAACAUUUAUGACCUCUCUCGAAAAGGUACAUAGUUGUCGAUAGGUUCUGUAGAUGGUUGAUGAACUUUGAUACAAACUAUUACUUUCUUCAGAAGAGUGCAAGAUGUCAAAUGACGCGGCUGUGAAAUGAAAUGAAAGGGGAAGUGAAACUUAUAGCUCUCCAAAACAGCGAAGAUAAAACAGAAAGGGCAUUUUAAAGUUACUACACAACAGAAGUACCCCGCUACACCUCCUGGCCUGUGCAGCAUGACAUCAUCAGACUACCAAUACUUCAUCAUAACAGAAAACACGGAAUAUUAUCCUGUCAAACCCGGCCGCCUAUUUUACAUCCUUAAAUCUAAGUAUAAUGAACAACCUCAAAAACGUGGCUCUCACUCAAAGUUGAAAGUUAUUUCCCUCCAUGGCCAAUAUUUAGAUUAUGACGUAGACCAGAGGUGCAUGAGUACACUGAGCGCAGAGGAGGCAGGGUUUCUGCUGGCAGUGUCUGAUGACACGGAGAGGCUGAAGUGGUUCAGACAGAAAGAUGCUCUAAAAACAGCACAAGGACUCACUAUGGGCACAAGAGUUAUUGUGGAGGAGGAAGGAAAGGAGUUGUGGGGCAUCAUCCGCUACAUUGGAAUGCUCACAGAGAGUUAUGUACGACCUCCCACAGGGACGUUCUUUGGGAUUGAACUGCAGGGAGAAGACAGGAGGAAAGGAUAUUCUGAUGGAAGCCACAAUUCUAGAACUUUUUUCUCAUGUGAGAGAAAAUGUGGCGUUUUUGCCCCAUUCUCCAGAGUCCGGCCUGUGGUUCCCAGCUCCUUGACGCCCUCCACCCCCGAGCAGACCCUUGAGCUGCAAACAGAAGAGCUAAUCCCAGGAGACAGAGUCACUUACUUUAUCAACAACCAACUUCGCCAUGGAAUGGUGGUGAAUGUGCAUGAAGAGCACGGACAACCAUUUGUUCAAAUAUCCACUGACAGAGAUGAGAAUGGAAAGACCGGGGGUGAAGUUAAAGUUCUGCUAGAGCAAGUGUCAAAGGGAGAAGUGCCUGCAGGUUUGAACCCAGAGAGCAUGGAUAUUGACAAACCGCCGGUAGAACCAGGCACCGAUGAUCUGCACAUGGAUCUGAGUGUGAACUCUCUGGUCGAGGUGACCUUGGCUGCAGGAAAUUCAUGUGGAAUCAUCCGCUGGAUCGGCACUGUGACCGAUGGAGGGCCAGUCAUGGCUGGACUGGAGCUGGACGAAGACUGUGGAGUGAGUGACGGUACCUUUAAAAAUCAGCGCUUCUUCUAUUGUCCUCCUAAGAGAGGUCUGUUUGUGAAGCUGAGGUCCCUCCGUCCUGACUCGCGCUUUCAGAGCUUAUCGACCAAUCACAGCGAGAAGAUGCCAAAUCAGGAAGACGCAGAGAGUGAUACAGAGCACAACACAGGCAGGCUGGAGACUGUUCCUCCCAUCAGCACUGAGCAGGUCAAUCAGAUUCUGGUUGGACGAAUGAAGGGGAUCCAAGGCCACUGUAACUCCUGCUACAUGGAUGCUGCCCUCUUCAGUUUGUUUUCCUGCUCCUCUGUGUUGGACUCCAUGCUGUUUAAAUCAACAGCACCUCAAGAAGCCCCAAUUCAGAAGACACUGCUCCACAACAUUGUCAACCCCCUGCGCAGUAAGGGUUUUGUGAAAGGGCACCACGUCAUGAAGCUCCGGCAGCAGCUACAGAGACACGGCUACAGUCACUCCUUCACCACAGAGGAGAAGGACCCAGAGGAAUUCCUCACUGUCAUCAUGCACCACAUUCUCGCCCUGGACCCUCUACUCAAGCUCUCAGCUGGUGGCAAAGUGCAGGAGAGUUACUGCUAUCAGAUCUUCCUGGACCAGAACCACAGCCUGGUUCUGCCCACAGUCCAGCAGCUGCUGGAACAUUCCUUCCACGGUGCAGGACUCAAGCUGGCAGAGGUGCCCUCCUGCCUCAUCCUCCAGAUGCCUCGCUUUGGGAAGAAAUUCAAAAUGUUUGACAAGAUCAUUCCCUCUCUGGAGCUGGAUAUCACUGACCUCCUCUCUGAAGGUCCUCAGCAGUGCAUAGUGUGUGGAAACCUGGCUGAGAAAGAGUGCAGCGACUGUUUUAAAGAUUCUGUUUUCAACCAAACAGGAUUCAAAGUCUUCUGCGAGAAGUGCUCAUCUCAGGUGCACUCUCACCCCCAGCGCCGGUCCCAUCACCCAGCUGCUCUAGAAAUCCCAAUAGGUUACCUGGGUCGCAGCAACCCUCACGCCCUGACCAGAGACAAACUGGAGCUGUUUGCUGUGCUCUGCAUUGAGACGAGCCACUACGUGUCCUUCAUAAAAUACGGACCAAAGAGCGAAGACUGGAUCUUCUUUGACAGCAUGGCUGACAGACAAGGAGGGAUAGAUGGCUUCAACAUCCCUGAGGUGCACACCUGCCCUGAGGUUGGCAUGUACCUGGAAAUGUCCCCCGCGGAGCUGGCCACUCAGGUACCACGAGACAUGAAAGGUGUGGCCAAACGUCUCUUCUGUGAUGCCUACAUGUACCUGUACCAGAGCACCAGCAUGUGCCUCUAUCGCUGAGGGAGCACUUAGUUUACUCCUCACACACUUUGUCAAUAAGAAAGAAGGCUUUUGUUAUUCAUGUAAUUUCCUCUUAUGAAUGUGUGAAUAUAUACACUUAAACAUGGGUAUAUAUAAUCGUUUGCUCUGCUACUGGGAAAGAAUUAUCAGGCUGGAAUAAUUUAUAGCAAUAUAGUUUUACUUCUGUGGUAUUGAUGAGUAAAGACGUACCAACUGAUGUACCAACUGACAUGUCUUGCUCAGUAAUUUUGCACUAUAAUUACAAGAAAUUGACAACCACAGACCUCCAGUACAUGUUGACAGGUAAAUGACAUGUUGCACUGCGCUACUGGGGUUUUGUACUUCACUGUUUCCUCUUGGUGGUUGAUAAUCUUUAAAGGUUGUUACAAUGUUUAUAGUGAGUGAAUGGAUACUGCAGUACUGCAGUAAAAAUACAAUGCUAAUUUGCUCAAAAGGUGCACCAUUGACCAUUGUACCUUAGUGUUCAGUGCCUAAUGAGGGUUGAGGAUGUUACUUUAUACAUUUGCUUCAUUUCUCUGGAGUGUUCUUUGGAAUAUUUGAUAAUUGAGUCUCACCUCAGGAAAUAUGUUGCUUUAAAAAUGCUCUUUUGGAUCUAUCAGCAUCUUAACCAGUGUGAUCUGAGGGAUAUCAGGACAUUGUUUGGCAAUGCAGGGAAAACUGCACUAUGUCUGGCUGCUGGCUGAACGUGUACCUUUUUCACAGUGUGUGUUUGUUGCUACAGUUCUGCUAUAAAGCACAAUUAAUGCAAUAAAUAAACAUAUAAGACAUGCUUGAAUGCAUUACAUGAGAUUUUACUUAAACAGCAGGAGGUGGCUAUUUUUGGCACCAGAUUCAUGUAGGGAAUUCAAGAAGUCAAAAACAAAAAGCUAUUUUUGAUAGUUUUGCUUUAUUGUUUAAUUACACUUUCAAAGUGACCUUUGCUUUUAGAUUCAGUUUGCAUUCAGCUGUGUCCAUUUAUAACCAGGGACAUACUUGAACUCAGUUAUUUCCAGAAGCCACUGCCUAUGCUAGAUGUGGCAUCUAUAGAUCACUGCUUUUUUUAAAGAUGCCGAAGUGCGUAAGUACUCUUAGUCAUUGCUGUUGAUUUGGUUUUUUUACUUGCAUGUGGAGUCAACAAACACUAUGUUCACAUUACAUGCUGAAGUGGCCCAGAUCCGAUUUUAUUCUUUUCCCCACCUCCAUGACUUAGAUCUGACCUUUUUACAGAUGCCAAACCAAA